Molecule: messenger RNA, 1326 nt
Organism: Leptosia nina
Lineage: Eukaryota; Metazoa; Arthropoda; Insecta; Lepidoptera; Pieridae
Source: the annotation of a GenBank genome assembly
AUGCAAUCUGUUGCAGAGCAAGCGGAGGGCGCAGGCGCGGGGAGCGGGAAGGCGGCCGCUCCGUGCAAGGUGUGCGGGGACAAAGCUUCCGGAUACCACUACGGCGUCACUUCGUGCGAAGGGUGCAAGGGGUUUUUCCGGCGGAGUAUUCAGAAACAGAUCGAGUACCGCUGCCUCCGAGACGGGAAGUGCUUGGUCAUUCGGCUCAACAGGAACCGGUGCCAGUACUGCCGGUUCAAGAAGUGUCUCGCGGUUGGCAUGAGCCGUGACUCCGUUAGAUACGGAAGAAUCCCGAAACGGCGUGACGUCUGCACACCGGAGAGUAUGGCUGACCUCGCGAAGAACCUCAGCGGGAACCCGGAACCGGCGCCGUCCGCUGGUCCGGCCGCUGAAGAGCACGAGGUCGACGCGACGGAGGCUUCGAAGGACCUGGCCAAGAUGAUCAUACUCGCGCACCGCAACUUGAACUCUUAUACCGAGGAUUUCCGCCGGUCGCUGCAGCUUCAGACCUUCAUCAUGAAGGUGGAUGAUAACCGAGAAGGACAAGCUGGAAGCAGCAGUGCUGAUACCGCCCACUGCAGCAACGCCGUAUCAAGCAGCGAUUCAGCUGGUACUGCCAGCGUUGCUAAACCGGAGUGCGCCAAUGCCAACGAUGCUAACAAUGCACUCGCAGCCAACCGCCUGGAAACCCUCACAGUCCUCUGGUCGAACGUUGCCUACAGAAUGACCCCAGCUGUCCAGCAAGUCGUGGAAUUCGCCAAACGCUUACCAGGGUUUCAUAUCCUGCCGCAAGAUGACCAGCUUAUCUUGAUCAAGCUCGGAUUCUUCGAAGUUUGGCUGACACGCGCCACCCGCAUCUCGACGCCGACUGCUAUUGUCUUCGACGAUGGCACUUCUCUGAGUCACCGCCAGCUGGAAUUGAUGUACGAUACCCGUUUCGCCACCGGCAUCCUAUCUUACGUUCGCGCCGUCAUCAACAUGGAUAUGACUGAUGAUGAAGCAGCACUCUUCACAGCCAGCCUUCUCGUGUCCUCGGAGCGCUGUGGACUCAGCGAGAGAGACAGAGUUGAUACACUCCUGCGCAACGUUAACGACGCUUUUGCUUAUGUGAUGACAGAAAAUGGAACUGCAAACGUGGCGAAUCGCAUGGAAGCUUUCAACGCUCUGGCGCAAGAAGUCCGUCUCCUUGGUGACAGGCACCACGACUUGUUGAGCUGGUGCCGUCUGAACUGGCGUCGUCUGGACUUGCCUGCUCUCUUCUCAGAGAUAUUCGAUAUACCGAAGAACGAAGAGGAGUACGACCCGGAACGCGCUGGCUCUUCUUAA